Molecule: messenger RNA, 312 nt
Organism: Stereum hirsutum FP-91666 SS1
Lineage: Eukaryota; Fungi; Basidiomycota; Agaricomycetes; Russulales; Stereaceae
Product: histone-fold-containing protein
Exons: 3
Coding region: 1-312 (103 amino acids)
Biological process (GO): nucleosome assembly
Cellular component (GO): nucleosome
Molecular function (GO): DNA binding; protein heterodimerization activity; structural constituent of chromatin
Source: RefSeq, a predicted model, not a curated record
AUGUCUGGCCGUGGAAAAGGUGGAAAGGGUCUUGGAAAGGGCGGAGCCAAGCGUCAUCGCAAGAUUCUUCGUGACAACAUUCAGGGCAUCACCAAGCCCGCCAUCCGCCGUCUCGCCCGCCGUGGCGGUGUGAAGCGUAUCUCGGGUCUCAUCUAUGAGGAGACGCGUGGGGUGCUUAAGAUCUUCCUCGAGAACGUCAUCCGCGACUCGGUUACCUACACCGAACACGCCAAGCGGAAAACCGUCACCGCGCUCGACGUCGUCUACGCCCUUAAGCGCUCCGGAAGGACGCUCUACGGUUUCGGCGCAUAA